Molecule: messenger RNA, 1407 nt
Organism: Eimeria tenella
Lineage: Eukaryota; Apicomplexa; Conoidasida; Eucoccidiorida; Eimeriidae
Exons: 1
Coding region: 1-1407 (468 amino acids)
Source: RefSeq, a predicted model, not a curated record
AUGGGCUUCGGGCCAAGAGAAUCUCCCAACCCCGGCCUGCUGCGGCCGGGGGGUGACAGAGCCAGCAGCACAGUGGGGUCUUCGGCUUUGUCCCUUGACACCACCAGCUGUCUCGCAGCUUCCUCCCGCAGCAGCAGCAGCAGCAGCAGUAGCAGCAGCAGUAGCAGCAGCAGCAGCAGUAGCAGGAGCAGCACGAGCAGCAAAAGCUGCACCGCUGCUCCCUCCAGCUCCAGCAGCAGCAGCAACAGCAGGCGCUGCAGCGCUAGCCUUGCCAGCUCCAGCCGCAGCAGCAACAGCAGGCGCUGCGACGGUAAUCUUUCGAGCUCCAGAAGCAGCAGCAACAACAGGCCCUGCAGCGCCAAUCUACCUAAAUCCAGCAGCAGAAGCAACAGCGGUGAGCGCCUUCCAAGAGAGCUCGCUAGCUCCAAAGGCAGCAGCAGCAGCAGCAGCAGCAGCAGUAGGCGAAGCAGCAGCAGUCUUUCCAGCUCGAGUUCUAGCAGCACCAGCAACAGCCUCGCCAGCAGCAGCGCCACCAGAAAAACAAGCCUGAGCUCUUCGUCUGCCACAAUUCUGGAAAGCUCUCGUGCUGCCAAGUCGCAAACUGCCUUCCCUCCAAAGUCACAGUCGAAAGAGCAGCAAGUGCAGCAGCAGCAGCAGCAGCAGCAAGAACGAGGGUCUAGGACAACAGCUAGUGGCACGCAGCAGUCCAGCGAGAAAUGUGAAGUUGCCCGUGGCUCUCUGGGUCGCAGCAGCUCAGCAUCUGUGUCUCUCAAAUCAACAGCAAUUGCUGCUGCUGCUCCAACUGCUGCCUUUGCUGCUGCUGCUGCUGCUACUGCUGACACCUUUGGUGCACUUCCGUGCGCAACAUGGGGCUCGUGGGGCAUAUCGGCCAGCAGCCAAUCUUCUAGAGUUAAAGGCAGCAACGACGCCUCCAAGUCUCAAGGUCAGUUCCCCUCAAAGCGGCAGCAGCAACAGCACGGGCAGCAGCAGCAGCAGCAGCAGCAGCACGGAACCGAGGCAAGUAGUGCGGAGCUCACCAACACGAGAAGCUAUAAAAUCCCCAUUCUGAACUUCUUAGGGCACCGGACAUCGGGAGCCGCUUUAAAUACGGCAUCCCUCGAACCCAGACACUUAGUUGUUGUUGUUGCUGCUGCUGCUGCUGCUGCUGCCUUUGCUGCUGCCUCUGCUGAUUCCUUUGCAGCAAUUCCUUGUGCCACCUGGAGCGCAGCCAGCCCCGAGCGCCCAUCUGCCUGCAGCAGAUCUUCCAAAAUGCAGUGCAGCUUUCGUUCCACCAACUCACAAGACCUUCCCCUGUCGCGGCAGCUAGCCGCCAGUCAGCGCUGCAGCAAGAGCAGCAGCAGCAGCAGCAGCAGCAGCAGCAGCCGCAGCAGCUUGCUGCAGGUCUAG